CAGAACAUAUUGUCUGGAGACAUCAAUGGAUCCCUCUAAUCCUGAGGAAUCUUCUGACCAAUCACAUCACAUGACUUCAGAUAUCCAUCUCGGAUCCCACAGUGAAGACCCGUCUACAGAUCCAACUAUCCCCGAGGAAUCUUCUCUCAGCCAUGAAGGAGAUCACACAGGAGAGAGGUCAUUGUCAUGUUUGGAGUGCGAGAAAGACUUUAAGAUGAAAUCUGAACUUCUUCUACAUCUCAAAACCCACAACCAUGUGACCUUUUCAUGUCCAGUGUGCGGGAAAACUUUUUUUGACAAAAGAAACUUUCUUAGACACCAGAAAAUUCACACAAGUGAACGUCCAUAUCCAUGUUUAGAGUGUGGGAAAACUUUAACUUCCAAAAGAAACUUUCUUAGCCACCAGAGAAUUCACACAGGUGAGCGUCCUUACACAUGUUCAGUGUGUGGGAAAGGUUUUCUGGUGAAACGGAACCUUCUUGCACACCAGAGAAUUCACAUGGGUGAACAACCUUAUGCAUGCUCAGAGUGUGGGAAAGGUUUAACUAGCAAAGCAGAUCUUCUUAGACACCAGAGAAUUCACACAGGUGAGCGUCCAUAUUCAUGUUUAGAAUGUGGGAAAAGUUUUGCUAGGAUUGGAGACCUUCAUAGACACCAGAGAAUUCACACAGGUGAGCGUCCGUAUUCAUGUUCAGAGUGUGGAAAAAGUUUUACUAGGAAAGAAGACCUUCAAGGACACCAGAGAAUUCACACAGGUGAGCGUCCGUAUUCAUGCUUAGAGUGUGGGAAAAGUUUUGCUCAAAAAGGACACCUUGUUACACACCAGAUAAUUCACAAGGUUGAACAUCCUUAUUCAUGUUCAGAAUGUGGGAAAAGUUUUCCUAGGAAAGAAAACAUUCUUGGACACAUGAGAAUUCACACAGGUGUGCGUCCAUAUUCAUGUUUACUGUGCGGGAAAGGUUUCUCGUAUAAAGGACACCUUAAUAAACACCAGAAAACUCAUAGGUGUGAACAAACAUUUUCAUGUUCAGUGUGUGGGAAAAGUUUUACUGACAAAGCAAACUUUCUCACGCACCAGAGCAUUCACACAGAUGAGCUUCCAUAUUCAUGUUUAGAGUGUGGGAAACGUUUCUCGCAUAAAGGACACUUUAUUAGACACCAGAGAACUCACACGCGUGAACGACCAUUUUCAUGUUCAGAGUGUGGAAAAACUUUUACCGUCAAAGGAAGCCUUCUUAGACACCUGGGAACUCACACAGGUCAUCGACCAUUUUCAUGUUCAGUGUGUGGGAAAGGUUUUAUUGAGAAAAGAUGCCUUCUUUCACACCAGAGAACCCACACGGGUGAGCGUCCUUUUUCAUGCUCGCAGUGUGGGAAAAGUUUUACUGACAGACCAAACUUUCUUAGGCACCAGAGAAUUCACACAGGUGAGCGUCCAUAUUCAUGUUUAGAGUGUAAAAAAUGUUUUGCUGACAGAGGAACCCUUGUUAGGCACCAGAGAAUUCACACAGGUGAGCGUCCGUAUUCAUGUGCAGAGUGCGGGAAAAGUUAUACUGACAAAAGAGCCUUUCUUAGGCACCAGAGAAUUCACACAGGUGAAAGACCAUUUUCAUGUUCAGAGUGUGGGAAAGGUUUUACUGACAAACUAAAUUUCCUUAUGCACCAGAGAAUUCACACAGGUGAGCGUCCGUAUUCAUGUUUAGAGUGCAGGAAAUGUUUUUCUGUAAAAAGCAACCUUCAUAGACACCUAAGAACUCACACGGGUCAGCAAACAUUUUCAUGUUCAGAGUGUGGAAAAAGGUUUACUGACAAACGAAACUCUCAUAGGCACCAGAGAACUCACACAGGUGAGCGUCCAUUUUCAUGUUCAGAGUGUGGAAAACGUUUUGCUGUCAAAGGAACCCUUCUUAGGCACCAGAGGAUUCACACGGGGGAGUGUCCGUAUUCAUGUUUAGAGUGCGGGAAAUGUUUUUCUGUGAGAAGCAACCUUCUUAGACACCUGAGAACUCACACGGGUCAGCAACCAUUUUCAUGUUCAGAGUGUGGCAAAAGGUUUACUGACAAACGAAACUUUCUUAGGCACCAGAGAACUCACACAGGUGAGCGUCCAUUUUCAUGCUCAGAGUGUGGAAAAAGGUUUGCUGUCAAAUGGACCCUUCUUAGGCAUCAGAGAAUUCACACAGGUUAA
Messenger RNA from Nanorana parkeri, 2188 nucleotides. RefSeq names its product oocyte zinc finger protein XlCOF6-like. Gene Ontology annotation, molecular function: RNA polymerase II cis-regulatory region sequence-specific DNA binding; DNA-binding transcription factor activity. The transcript has 2 exons. Gene Ontology annotation, biological process: regulation of transcription by RNA polymerase II. The record is from RefSeq and is a predicted model, not a curated record. NCBI's taxonomy places the organism in Eukaryota, Metazoa, Chordata, Amphibia, Anura, Dicroglossidae. The coding region runs from base 26 to 2188 and encodes 720 amino acids.